Molecule: messenger RNA, 736 nt
Organism: Impatiens glandulifera
Lineage: Eukaryota; Viridiplantae; Streptophyta; Magnoliopsida; Ericales; Balsaminaceae
Product: cyclic phosphodiesterase-like
Exons: 3
Coding region: 49-609 (186 amino acids)
Biological process (GO): cyclic nucleotide metabolic process
Molecular function (GO): 2',3'-cyclic-nucleotide 3'-phosphodiesterase activity
Source: RefSeq, a predicted model, not a curated record
ACCAAGACUUCUCUUUGUAUUUUAUCACGACUUUUUGUCUCUAUUUCCAUGGAUCCUCAAGCAUCUGAACCCAUCAAGCGUGUGUACUCUGUUUGGGCACUCCCUCCAGAAGAUGUGGCACAACGGCUCAGGAAACUGAUGGCAGAGCUCCGAUCGGAGUUCGACGGUCCUGAGUUCGAGCCCCAUGUAACCGUGGUCGGAGCCAUCAGUCUGACAGAGACAGACGCUCGGGAGAAGUUUGUGGCUGGAUGUGAAGGUCUGAAGACUUAUAACGCCACCGUCGAGAAAGUGACCACAGGAACCUUCUUCUAUCAGUGCGUAUUUCUUCUCCUGCGACCAGACCCACAGGUGAUUGCAACAGCUGCUAAUUGUUGGAAUCAUUUUGGUUACAAGAACUCUACACCUUAUAUGCCACAUCUCAGCAUCUUAUAUGGUGAUCUAUCCGAGGAAGACAAGAAAAAGGCUCAAGAGAAAGCGAACAUCAUCGAUGAUAGCCUGGCUAACCUGAGUUUCGAGAUAAAUCGACUCGCUUUGUAUGAAACAGAUACAGAAGACAUUACUCUCAAGUCCUGGAAGAAGAUAACUGAGUUCCAUCUACAGCCAAAUUAAACCCAAAAUGCAAAAAUAAUGAAAUUUGUUUGAGUAGUGCUGCAAUUGUUUACUUAUGUAAUGGAUAUUGUUAAAUUGGAACAGGAUAAACCUAGCUGGUAUUUGCUCUUCUAUAUUGUUCACCUAU